This is a messenger RNA of Paramecium octaurelia, 420 nucleotides long. The record is from the annotation of a GenBank genome assembly. NCBI's taxonomy places the organism in Eukaryota, Ciliophora, Oligohymenophorea, Peniculida, Parameciidae.
AUGUAAUUGAUCUCUUGCAUAGUAUAUAAUUAGAGAUUAUUAUCGAUCUAGUGUAAAUAAGUUGAGAAAUAGUCAAUUGAGGAUUUCGAUACAUAACAUGGAAAUGAAUUGAAUAGAUUUUAUAACAAUAUUUAAACGAAUAUUAGACAUUUACACCAUAUUUAUUAAAAGAAAGAAAUUUUAAAGGAUAUUGAAAGAGUAUAGAAGAUUAUAAUGGUUUAGGAGAAAUAACUACUUAUUUUAUAUUAUUGUUUUAAUUUUUUAAAAAGAAAACCUUAUGAUUAUUUCAUAAAUCUAUAUAUAAUUUAAUAUACUUUUCUUAAAGCUUAAAUGGGAAUUAAAUACAAUUUAUGGGGAUUGAAAAAAUUCUUGGUAUUAUAGGAAAGGAUGAUUAUUAAUGGCUAAGUCCUUAGACAAUGA